Molecule: messenger RNA, 1372 nt
Organism: Hevea brasiliensis (rubber tree)
Lineage: Eukaryota; Viridiplantae; Streptophyta; Magnoliopsida; Malpighiales; Euphorbiaceae
Product: endonuclease 1
Exons: 9
Coding region: 286-1197 (303 amino acids)
Biological process (GO): DNA catabolic process
Molecular function (GO): nucleic acid binding; endonuclease activity
Source: RefSeq, a predicted model, not a curated record
GUUGACUUCAUCCCAUAAUGUUGCUGGGAUGCCUCUGUAUUCCAGAAUAUGCCCUUGUUGCUUGGGAAAUCGUCAACGUUAAGGGCACUCAAAAGUGGAAUUUAAUUCUUGUACUCAAUGAGAACCUCUUCCUUGUUGCGUAUAUCUAAAUCAGAAGCCUCAUGGAAGUUGUAUAUAUAACACAUUUCUAACGGGCUCAUUUCAUUUGUCAAUUAUCCUUCUCUCAAUUGUUUUUCGGGUGAUGCUGGAGAAAGAAAAAUCAAACUGAUAAGCAAAGAACUGAGGAUGGAUGGUAGUGGAGGUUUUCUGAGAUGGUCUUCGUUUGCAUUUGUAAUGUUCGUGGGUAUGGCCAUCGUUUCAGUUCCUGGAGCUCUUGGCUGGAGCAAGGAGGGUCACAUAAUGACAUGUCGGAUUGCACAGAACCUUUUAGGACCUGAGGCAGCACAUGCUGUAGAACAUUUGUUACCUCACAACUUGAAGGGGGACUUAUCGGCUCUCUGCAUAUGGCCUGACCAAAUCCGGCACUGGCACAAAUACAGGUGGACAAGCCCUCUUCACUUCAUUGACACACCAGACAAAGACUGCAUAUUUGAUUAUUCAAGGGACUGUGUGAAGGAUUUGUGUGUUGCUGGUGCCAUUCAGAAUUUUACAUCUCAGCUUUUGCACUACAGGGAGGGAACUACAGAUCGCAGAUAUAAUUUGACUGAAGCCUUGCUAUUCUUGUCUCACUUCAUGGGAGAUAUUCAUCAGCCAAUGCAUGUUGGAUUCACCAGCGAUGAAGGAGGGAACACCAUUGAAUUGCACUGGUUCAGGCACAAAUCUAAUCUUCAUCAUGUAUGGGAUAGAGAGAUUAUUCUCACAGCUCUAAAAGAUUUCUAUGAAAACGACAUGGACCUCCUCCAAGAAACCAUAGAGGGAAACUUCACUGAUGGAAUAUGGUAUGAUGAUGUCUCAUCAUGGAAAGAUUGUGACGAUCUCCUUUCAUGUCCAAACAAUAGCUAUGCUGUAGAAAGCAUAAACUUGGCUUGCAAAUGGGGUUAUAAAGGAGUGAAGGAGGGUGCAACUCUAGCAGAUGACUACUUCAAUUCAAGGAUGCCAAUCGUCAUGAAACGCAUCGCUCAAGGAGGAGUUCGUUUAGCAAUGUUCUUGAAUGAGAUAUUUGGGGAUUCUGAAGAAGGGAUUGCAUCAGCAACCUAAACAACCAGCCUACCAACACAGGAACAAGAAAACAGAUCUCAUUUCUUCACGUAACCGCGCUUGUACUUUUGUGCUCUUUGUUUAUGUUUGUAUUUUAUAAGUUGGGAUAUGGGUAGAAUCUCAUAUUUUAUUAAAUUAUAUUUUAAUUUAUAUAUUAAAUAGAUUAUGAUAGUCA